Messenger RNA from Salpingoeca rosetta, 1272 nucleotides. Its product is annotated as mitotic checkpoint protein BUB3. Gene Ontology annotation, molecular function: ubiquitin binding. Gene Ontology annotation, biological process: mitotic spindle assembly checkpoint signaling. NCBI's taxonomy places the organism in Eukaryota, Choanoflagellata, Craspedida, Salpingoecidae. The record is from RefSeq and is a predicted model, not a curated record. The coding region runs from base 125 to 1096 and encodes 323 amino acids. Gene Ontology annotation, cellular component: kinetochore; bub1-bub3 complex; mitotic checkpoint complex. The transcript is spliced from 10 exons.
CGUUAAUAACCGCCAGUGCCAAAAAGGAAAGGAAGCACAGAAGACCGUGAGGAAGCACAAGCACACGACACCACACCACACCACACCACCGCACGCACACCGACACACCACACCACUCGCCAACAUGACGGACACUGAGCUUGUGUCGCCACCCCAGGAUGGCAUCUCCUCUGUUGUGUUUUCUCCGACCAGCAACUUGCUUCUCGUUGCUUCCUGGGACAAGACGUGCCGGCUUUACGACGUGGACUCCAACACGCUCAAGUUCACGUUUUCGCACGAUGCACCGGUGCUGGACUGCGCCUUCCUCGACGACACAACAGCUUUUGGUGCGGGGAUUGACAAACAGCUGCACAAGUACGACUUGACGACUGGCAAGAGCUCCGUUGUCGGGUCGCACAGCGAGGCCAUCAAGUGUGUGGAGUGCUCGAUCAAGCACGGCGUGGUCAUAACCGGCAGCUGGGACAAGACCAUCAAGCUGUGGAAUCUCGAGUCCCUCGAGUGCGUCGGCGAAUACGCCCAGCCAGACAAGGUGUACACGAUGGCGUUGGCUGAUGACCGCGUGAUCGUCGGCAUGGCUGGUCGACACGUGUGGGUGUGGAACCUCAACAAUAUGAGUGCGGUGGAGCAGCGACGAGAGUCGAGUGUGAAAUUCCAGACCCGGUGCAUCCGUGCAAUGCCGGACGCCCAAGGGUAUGUGCUCGCGUCGAUUGAGGGCCGUGUUGCUGUGGACUAUCUCGACCCGUCUGAAUCGUCGCAGAAGCGCAAGUUUGCGUUCAAGUGCCACCGCUCGAAGGAGAACGGGCGUGAUGUCAUCUACCCGGUCAACGCCGUCGCCUUCCACCCAACCUUUGGCACGUUUGCGACGGGCGGGUGCGAUGGGCUCGUGAACGUGUGGGACGGCGUCAACAGGAAGCGCGUGUACCAGUUCCACGAGUACCCGACGAGCAUUGCGUCGCUGUCGUUCAACCACGACGGGUCGCUGCUCGCCAUUGCCGCAUCGUACACAUAUGAGGAGGGCGACAAGCCCCACCCGCCCGACGCCAUCUUCAUUCGUCGAAUCACGGAGGAGAACGUCAAGCCAAAGCCACGCUCAUAGACACACACGCGCGCACGCACACACACACGCACACGCACACGCACACGCACACGCACGCACACUCAAAUCAACACACGCACCAUAUGUUCCACGUUUUUUUCUGGUGUUGUUUCUUCACUGACUAACAAUACAAUCACGUUUCGUUUCAAACAAAUGAACAAGAAACAAGCAAUAGC